ACGAGGAGGAGAAAGCCAAGUUCCUCUCCCUCCUCUCCCUCCUCCCUCCCGGUAGCCUGGUCGUCACCGACUCUCAAGCCAUCGACGUCGUCCACGCCUGGACCUUGCCGCCACUUGGCGGGGACGAAUCAUUUACUAAGCUUCAAAAGCCGGUGGACAUUACCACCUUUAGCAUCGUCAUGAUUCAGCACAUGAGCGGGGGAAGGUUGGGGGCCUUUGUGGAGGGCAUGACCCGGCUGGUGGAGAUGGAGGAGGAGGCAAGGCAGGCCAAAGAAGGGAAAGAAGCGAGGGUGUUGAUAGCGGAGGCAUGCAAUCAUGUCCGGAUCCCAGAGGCGUGUGACGAUAUUGGCACGGUGCAGCUACCUCAGGCCCUUCGGAGGGCGUUUCCACACCUUGGUUUCCAUAUUCAUCACGCCUACGGCCGAGAAUUUCCCUGGCAGGCUUUGCAAGACGGAAGGUACGACGUAGUGGUCCACUGCGGCGGCUGCAUGAUCGACAGGCAAAAGGUGCGGGCCCGCAUGGAAGAAUGUGCCGACGGGGGGGUUGCCACGACAAACUAUGGCCUUCUGUUGGCAUACGCGGCUGCACCGCAGGCCAUGUUGAGGGCGGUACGUCCUUUUGGUGUGGAAAUACCAGAGAUAUUGAGCAAGCAUGCAACAAUGGUGGAACAGGAUGGAGAUGUAGGGCGGAGGGCAUCGAAAUCCGGGUCGUCUUGCCUGAACCCCGUGUGUGCCUUGUCCCCUCUGAUUGACAUGAAAGAAUGAGUGUAAAAAAGUCGCGA
Molecule: messenger RNA, 781 nt
Organism: Nannochloropsis gaditana CCMP526
Product: small gtp-binding protein
Exons: 1
Source: RefSeq, a predicted model, not a curated record